AACAUGAGAACCAGAACAUGGUGACAUUAAACUGCUCUGUGGAGACAAAUGAAACAUGUAAACACUCAGUGAAGUGGUUGAUUCAGGGUAAAUAUAUAGAGAAAGACAACAAGGAAAUAACAGAAUCAUGGUCUUCCUGCUCUGCUGCUGUCACCUUCCAGACGUCUCAUUUCCUUUACCAGUCAAGGUUUGACACGUUAAAGUGUGAAGUAAAGACAGGAAAUAAAGUUCAGUUUUUUACCUUCAGCUCUCGUCCAUCAGAGAAAGACGAAACAGCGACCACAUCGCCAGCUACAACUAAACCAGAUGAAACAUCAGGCAACAGAAUGACAAGUACAAACACUUCAACAUCUGCUCCAGCUGUGGAACAAAGUUUUCUCUGGUUGUAUAUCACUCUACCUCUGCUUCUGGUGGCCUUGAUAACAACUCUGUUCAUUGUGUUAAAGAGAGCAAGAGGCCACAAAGCUAAACAAAUUUCCAAUGACGGUGUAACUUUGACUCAGUCUGCAUCUGAAACUCAGCAGCAGGUUGACCCAGAAAAUGGCGUCUCCUACGCCUCCAUCAGCUACACCAAGAAGUCCAGCAGCAGCAGGGCUAAAGAUGAUGAUGAAGGUGAAACUGUGACAUACAGCACGGUGAAAUCUCCCGCCGUAGAUCCCAGCAGCCUCUACGCUUCCAUCAAAUAACCAGACAAGCAGUUUGAGUCCCAGGAAGGAGCCAAAUGCUAGAUUUACUGUUACAGGUGUGAUUAGUUGAAAAAAAGUGAAAUGCCUCAUUAUAGAUAACUGCAUAAAAGAAGGAAAGUAAUGUAUAUUGCACUUGUUUAGCUUUGCUAUGGUUAAUUACUAUAACUUAUUAACCGAGCUUUGCAAUGUAUGUUUUUUUUAUUUUAAAUUCCAAUUUCCAACUGAAAAUCAGAAAUUUUAUUUCAGCGUUUGAUAUUUAAGUUUCUCAUUUUUAUCUGAGUAUUUAUCUGAGACUGAAGAAAUGGAUGUGCUAUUUUUAGUAUUUUAGUAUCAUAAAUGACUCCGUCCAGCAGAGUGACUGAGAUGUGAAACUGUAAAAGUCUUCAGCAGGAGACUUUGAAACUGGACGAAAAAGGAGAACAGCUCUCCAACCCUCAAGUUUUGUUUUCUUGUGGUCUUACUUCUUGAAAGAAACCACCAAUUUAGAGAAGUGGAUGUGUGACAACUGGAAAGAGACGUUUUGAGAGCCACAGUUUGCACAGGACCUCAUGUGGAAUUAUUUAAUCAUGUAUUGAUAAUGCUUGUAACAAUCCUGAUGAUUGUUAUAAGUUUUUGAAAAGUCCUUUCAUUUUUUGAUGGAAUGAUUACAAGUUUCCAGAUAAUAAAGCUCAUUUCUCACAUCGUGUUUGUGUGAUGCCACCUGCUGGUGAAAUGUGAAUAAAGUUUAUACUGUAUGUGAAGGGCUUUGUGUUAAUGCCUUGCGAUUUACAUUACAUAUUGUUAUUGUCCAUAAAAUUCAAGGUAAAAUUAAGCUAUUCAUGUU
Messenger RNA from Poeciliopsis prolifica (blackstripe livebearer), 1509 nucleotides. RefSeq lists its product as uncharacterized. The record is from RefSeq and is a predicted model, not a curated record. The coding region runs from base 18 to 686 and encodes 222 amino acids. Lineage: Eukaryota; Metazoa; Chordata; Actinopteri; Cyprinodontiformes; Poeciliidae. The transcript has 7 exons.